UUCCAUUUAACACAAAAACACGUUUCUAACACAAAACACGAAAACCCUUUACAGCAAAAAAAGAAAAAAUAAAGCAAUCCCAAAAGCUCUUCUAUUUAAGGUGACUCACACUAUUACUUCUUCAUCUUCCACUUUCAACAAUUCUUCAAUAUAUUUUCUUAAGAAAAAGAUGAGUAAUGAAGAGUUGGUUAUUCAAGCUGAGUAUGUGUACAAAGAAGAGACUCGACUCACUGUUUUGAAAACAUCUCGGUUCUUCACUGGUGAUGGCUUUGUUGUGUAUGAUUGUAAGGGACAACUCGUUUUCCGAUUCGACUCGUAUGGACCUAACACUCGUGAUAAGGAAGAACUUGUUCUCAUGAAUCCUCAUGGUCGUUCUCUUCUCACCUUACGGAAAAAGAAACCUAGUCUUCAUCAACGAUGGGAAGGGUUUAAAGGAGAGAGAAAGGACGGUGAUAAACCUAUUUUUAAUGUAAAAAGAUCAUCAAUAAUUGGGCGAUCUCGAACAACCAUAACGGUGGAAGUACAUGAGAAUCCAGGUAUGGAGUACUUCAUUGAAGGGUGCUUCCCACAACGAUGCUGUAAGAUUUUCAAUGCUACAAAAAAAUUAGUGGCUGAGAUUCGCCGCAAAGUAGACCCCACCACUAAUGUUAUGCUUGGAAAAGAAGUGUUCUUGCUUUGCGUUCAACCUGAUUUUGAUGUGUCCUUUGCCAUGGGAUUGGUUUUGGUAUUGGAUCAAAUCAAUGGUGAGAAUUUCUUUGAUAAUGGGACCAUCGAGACCUCGGUGCACCCUACUAUAGAAGAUUGAGGAAUUGUUGUUGUUGUGUUAUAUUUUGAGAUUUUUAUUAAAAAGUUUAAUCACCUUCUUAACACAUUUUAUUUUUCCUUUUUUUAAUAUUCAUCCUUUGUUGUAUGACAUUAAUAAAAUGGUUAAUAGUGUAUAUUUAUAUCUUGAAAA
Messenger RNA from Vicia villosa (hairy vetch), 955 nucleotides. Its product is annotated as protein LURP-one-related 12-like. The record is from RefSeq and is a predicted model, not a curated record. The coding region runs from base 170 to 805 and encodes 211 amino acids. The transcript is spliced from 2 exons. NCBI's taxonomy places the organism in Eukaryota, Viridiplantae, Streptophyta, Magnoliopsida, Fabales, Fabaceae.